AUGCAGUCAACACCACCCUCAACCACAGGCACCUCUGCCGCCUCCAUCCGCUCAAAACACCCCUACAAGGAGCCAAAGCAGGUCGAGGCCCUCAAGAACUUCCGUGUUCUCCUGGGUGCCGAUAGCGACAAGUAUGAUGACGGGGAAUUGAUGCGGUUCAUCGUUGCCAGAAGCUAUGACUUGAACGGAGCAAAGACGCAGCUGCUCGCCUCAUUGGACUGGAGAACUGCCAACAAGGUCGAUGAUCUGCCUAUUCCAGGACCCAAGAACUCGAACGGUGUCAUGUACGCUGUCCGCGGCUGGAACUCUGUUCCCGAUGCCAACAUCGAGGCUGGACAGCCUAAUGUCCCCGAGCAUGCUGUCCGUCUUCAAAAGUACAUGGGAGGCAGCUGUCUCCACAAAUGGGAUAAGGCUGGCCGUCCAAUCUAUAUCGAGCGCAUGGGCCAACACAACGUCAAAGGUCUGGCCAAGAAUGUUACAACACCUGAGUUGGUCGACUACCAUAUCCGCUGCACGGAAUUCGUCCACAACACCAUCAUGCCUGAGUGUGAGGAGCGCUUUGGAACGGACGACAAGGUCAUCGACAAGGAGACCGUUAUUUUCGACUGCACUGGCAUGGGCUUCCAUCAGUUGCACAUGGAGGGAUUGAACAUGCUCCGUUCAUUAACCGACAUGGAUCAGAAGGCAUAUCCCGAACGUCUUGGAAAGUUGUUCAUCGUCAACAGUCCCUUUGUCUUCGUCAAGGUGUACUCUAUGAUCAAGAAGUGGCUCGACCCCGGUGUCAUUGAAAAGAUUCACAUUCUUGGAAAGGACUACAAGUCAGUGUUGCUCGCUCAUAUUGACCCUGAGAAUCUCCCGGACUUUUUGGGCGGAGCAUGUACUUGCAAUCAUAUGCCUGGAGGAUGCGUCCCCUCUGAGAUUAUUAACAACAUCAAGCCCGUCCCAAAGGCGCCUGUAUCGAACGGCAAUCUCCUGGCUGUGCCCACCUACCUGCGCCCUCGCUCGUCUUCAACAGCAUCGGCCAACUCGAUCAUGGAUUUUGUCAUGCCUCAGCCCCAGGACGGCAUCUAUCAGAUGUUUUCGACCCUGUCACAUGGAAAACCUUGCGAGUAUGAGAUCGUGGUAGCGGACGAGGAUGUUGAGCGCGAGCCUGAGGUCCUCAUCAAAUUCCGUGUGAAGGGUAUCCGCGCUGCCUGUGAUGGACUCAACUUUACUGUUGCGCGCUUUGAGUUUGGCGAGAAGGCUGACAGCGGCACUAUUGUUGUGCCUACAAAGUUCUACAACUUGUCAGACUGCCCUGAAUCGAGUGAAGGUAUCGAGAUCAAGUUCAGAGCUAAGGCAGCAGGACUGUAUGUUUUGUCAUGGAUGCCCGAGAACCCUCGCGGUUUGACCCAGAUGGAGUAUGGUGUCACAGUCGACGGUAUCCUUGGCGAACAGACCACCGAUUCGCCCUAG
Messenger RNA from Linnemannia hyalina, 1455 nucleotides. Lineage: Eukaryota; Fungi; Mortierellomycota; Mortierellomycetes; Mortierellales; Mortierellaceae. The record is from the annotation of a GenBank genome assembly.